AAGCGGUUAUGUUCGUUAUUUUGAAAUCGCAUGCGCUUGCACUGAUAUGUGUAUAAAUACCGGUCUGCAAAGAGUGGAAAAGUUGUGGAAAGGGCAGGAAAGGGAGAAAUGGUAGAGGAGGUUACUUUUCUACCGAUAAUUAUUGUUAUCGCGAUAUUAAUUUGUUGCCGUGAUAUGUUAUCGAAGAUGAUGAAAGAUCAGCAGAGUAUAACCAGAACUAAAAGGAACACCGAGGAAACAGUAGCCAACAAUAAAAAGUCAUUCGCGAUCAGCAACGAGUCUAGAAACACCGAAAAACGAAUGAAACCUAACCUGAAACCAAGCCACGGACCAGCACAUGGUACCUCAAUAACAAAUUGGGAGAAAUUUAAAGAUCUCAUCAAAGACUCGGGAUCCGAUGAGAAAAAAAUUAGGAACAAUAACGCUCAUGCAAAAACUUUUCCGAGGCAAAGGAGGAAUUACAAUAAUGUAGAAUCUACUACAUCCACACCUGCCUUGACCUUUUCCCCCAUCACUAAAUCCAAGGUGGAUAUCACAAAGAACGAGGCAAUGAAUCAACUGACAAAACAGGUGGCAAUGGACUGUGAGAUGGUUGGAAUUGGAGACGGAACCGAGAACAUGUUGGCACGGGUUUCACUAGUUAAUAGGUACGGAGUAUGUAUUUACGACAAGUAUGUCAAGCCGCGAGAAAAGGUUCAAGAUUACCGAACACCGGUGAGCGGGAUUCGUCCUCAUGAUCUUCACAACGGGGAAAACUUUGAGACGGUCCAAAAAGAAGUGGCUGAAAUAUUACACGGAAGGUUAUUGAUUGGCCAUGCACUCAAGCACGAUACCGAUGUUCUAUUCUUAUCCCAUCCCAAGAGAAUGAUAAGAGAUACAUCGAGAUAUAAGCAGUUUAGAAAAGUUUCAAAGGGGAAUACACCAAGUCUGAAAAGACUGGCUGCAGAAUUGCUCGGUAUUGAUAUACAAAGCGGCGAGCAUAGUUCUGUAGAAGAUGCUAGAACUGCGAUGCAGUUAUAUAUGUUGUAUAAAAAUCAGUGGGAAACUGAUAUCAGAACUAAACGGUGAAAAUUUUGUAUAUUACCUUUUGCUUGCUAAUUGCAGGCUACUGUUUAUUCAUGUUGUUAAAUCGACGUACAGCCAAAAUUUUUUUUAAGAACAUACAAAUGUUGUAAUUAUAUAUCAAAUGUUGACGAGUUAAUUCAAUUUCAAUGUUGAGUGAAAAGACUGUUGAGAUAUACAUUAAUUUCAAUAUUAAGGAGCUGGUCGCCAAUCGCUUCCCUCAUAUUUUUGUACCGUAGUUAAGUGGUAAUCUUCUCGACAAUUAACUCCACCUACGGCAUGCGAGUUACAUUCGAGCUUUUCAACAAGUUCAAUAACGUUUUGGAAUAAUAGCAAUAGAUUUUACAAACGAGCUAAUUAAUUUACUUACUUGGUUACCUACAGUUGUGUUCUUAUCUAUUUAAGUCAACUCUAAGGUGAAUCGUGUAACUUUUUUUUGACCUAAUGUUUUUUGAUGAGAUGGCUUAAUCUAAUUAGUUGAAAGGAAUUCGUACAUCCCUUAGAUACUUAAUAAAAUAUUCAUAUCUGUAACAAAAUACUAACAGUUUUUCUGAACUUCUCUUUAUUGAGUGCUGUUUUAUUCAUCGCAGCCUAAUUCUUUAAAUACAAAUAGGACCUUGACUAGUUUAAACACUAGCUAUUCAAGGUUUAAUAUAGAUUUAUUUCCGUCAAUUUGUUUAGAACUAGGUGAGUUGAGAUAAAAGAAGAAUUUCAAAAGAAAGCUGUAGUAAAAUGAUUACUGCCUCGAUAUAUGAGUACGAAAUAUGUGUGUUACUAGAGAAUAAAUUAUUUCUGUAGUUAUGAAAAAUAAAGUAUUUUGUUUAUAAGAUGAUUGUUAGAUUUAUUUUGCUAUGUGAUGGCUUGAUUUGUUUGAAAAUGAAAUGAUAAAGGAGACAAAUUUUGAACGAACGAGUAGCAACGAACAUCUGUUCGAUCGAUGGUAGUUAGUAGAGUAAAAAGAAUUUUUCAAGGAAACAUUAGAUGCACAAAAGGAGUGGCCGUGGAUUUUUCAAUGUUGUAUACAUAAGAAGAAUAAAGAAAAAUCUUUAUAUUCAA
Diprion similis is the source of this 2118-nucleotide messenger RNA. Its product is annotated as RNA exonuclease 4. Gene Ontology annotation, cellular component: nucleus. The transcript has 2 exons. Bases 109 to 1068 code for a protein of 319 amino acids. NCBI's taxonomy places the organism in Eukaryota, Metazoa, Arthropoda, Insecta, Hymenoptera, Diprionidae. Gene Ontology annotation, molecular function: nucleic acid binding; 3'-5' exonuclease activity. The record is from RefSeq and is a predicted model, not a curated record. Gene Ontology annotation, biological process: rRNA processing.